Chenopodium quinoa (quinoa) is the source of this 1030-nucleotide messenger RNA. RefSeq names its product non-specific lipid-transfer protein-like protein At2g13820. Gene Ontology annotation, molecular function: lipid binding. Lineage: Eukaryota; Viridiplantae; Streptophyta; Magnoliopsida; Caryophyllales; Amaranthaceae. Gene Ontology annotation, biological process: lipid transport. Bases 302 to 883 code for a protein of 193 amino acids. The transcript is spliced from 3 exons. The record is from RefSeq and is a predicted model, not a curated record.
UGACAAAUAUUUAUUUGCUGUUGAAUAUAACAAUAACAGAACUGUCUUUUUCCUGUUGCCUUCUUAAUUAUACUCUCAUAAUAAUACACACCUGGAAGUUAGUUCACUUACAUGCCUAAAUUAGAAAUUUUAGGUGACCAACAUAAUUAUUUUGACUUCUCUUUGUAAGUAACCUCACUAUAAAACUCAACUCCAAUAUUAUUAUCUGGCAUUCAAUCUACUCCUACUCUUAAGGAUAAAAACAUACAACAAAGGAAAAAAAAAAAAAAACUUUGUUUCAGUAGUUUUUAUACACACAAAAAUGGCUUCUUCACUAGUCGCGAUGGUGCUAGUCAUGAGCAUGUUAUCGGGUGGAGCUUUGGCUCAGUCAGGGUGCACAUCUGCAAUAGUGGGAUUAGCCCCAUGUCUUAAUUAUAUCUCAGGAAGCUCUUCUACCCCAUCCUCUUCAUGCUGUUCGCAACUAUCUAGUGUUGUUAAAUCACAACCUCAGUGCCUUUGUCAAGUGCUUAAUGGCGGUGCCUCCAACUUUGGAGUCACCAUCAAUCAGACCCAGGCUCUAGCCCUCCCAACCGCCUGCAACGUUCAAACUCCUCCUGUUAGCAAGUGCAAUGCUGCAAACCAGCCAUCAUCAGGAGGAACCUCUGCAGCAUCCCCUGUUGGUUCCCCAACAGCUUCGCCUGCUGAUGCCUCGACACCAGAGGGUUCAGUCAAUCCUGAUGACUCUCCAACAUCGCCAACAGUCUCUAGCACUCCUUCAGCUGGAGCUGGAUCGAAAUCAACUACAGGAAGUACAUCAAACGGGAACAAGACCAAAUUUUCAUUUCAUUUCACCCUCUUCCUUCUCUUCAUUACUUCAAGCGUUUCUGCUAUCAUUGCAGUUUGAAAUAAGAAUACUCCAUAAUGCUAAAGAUAUUGAAAGGUUUCGGUUUUGAUCAAUAUGUUCAUUUGAUCUAUAACAUUAUACUCCAUAGAUGAUUACUUUUGUAUAAUCAUAUACUUCUUGUAUCAUUUACUCCUACUUAAUAAUAAU